This is a messenger RNA of Mycena citricolor, 746 nucleotides long. NCBI's taxonomy places the organism in Eukaryota, Fungi, Basidiomycota, Agaricomycetes, Agaricales, Mycenaceae. The record is from the annotation of a GenBank genome assembly.
CGAACCUUGACCAGAACCAUAGACGCGUCGACCAACGACGAACGCGUCAUGUCUCUUCGUGGGCAUGCUACCGGCAGUAGGAGGUGGCAGCACUUCAUUUCCGCGCUCGAACUCGCGAUCCAGCGCUCCGCUCGGCGGUGGACCUCCGAAGACUUUGCAGAGUGCUUUCCAGAAUUUGUCGAAGAAGAUAAAGACCGUGCGAUGCGAAUCUACAAUCAAGUGGCGGAUUACAUCGAGAGUGAAAACCAGGCGCGCCCUCGGAAUUUCGAGGCCCUUUUCAAUGAAUACGAUUUACAAAACAAGAUAGACAUUCUGGAUAAGAUGGUGCGAGACGCCAAGACGAGGAAGGCUUCUGGGGACCUUGGUCCCGACGUCAGGUCAGAUGAAAUGCGACCUCAAUCUGCAGUAUAUGGCAGAACGGUUCCGAUAUUGCGGGCUGAAAUAGCGAGGAUGGAGGGCCAGAAUCUGGCUCUCGCUGACGACCUCCAGGCUGUGGUCAAAGAAGGGGACAUCCUGCAGAAACGGAUUGACGAUAUCCUGGACAAAGUUGAUGAGGCGCAUAAUGCGUGGGAAAGUGUUCCGAUGGAGGACGUCCAUGCAUGGACUUCUCAGGUGUCUGAAAAGACCAAACCGGUGUUGCGAUCUUAGUCUUGUUGUACAGCAUACGUCUUGUAUCCCUUUUUCUUUGGACUAUUCAUGUACUUGUGGAACUCAAGAAUUGUGAUAUUUUAAAGGGUCUCCAGUCG